Messenger RNA from Durusdinium trenchii, 1374 nucleotides. NCBI's taxonomy places the organism in Eukaryota, Dinophyceae, Suessiales, Symbiodiniaceae. The record is from the annotation of a GenBank genome assembly.
AUGGCAGAUGCCAUCGAAGUCGGAGUCAUUACGUUCUUACUGCAGAAGGUGACAGAGGAAUGGCCAGAAGUGAAAGGCUGGGAGCUCAAUGCUUUAUCCACCAGCGUUUUUAGCACAAAGUUGCUUGGUAGUUGGAUUUGGGGCAGCUUAUCCGACCACUUGGGUCGGAGGCGCACCUUUUUGAUCGCCAAUGUCUUCCUUUUGACGACCGGGUGCUUGUCCGCUGCAGCUCCCUCGUAUUUUUGGCUUGUGCUGGCACGUGCAUUGGUUGGCCUAGCGAUCGGAGGAAUCAUUGUUCCUUUUGAUAACCUGGCAGAGAGCGUGCCAGAGAGAUUCUCUGGAAGUCUUUGCUUCGCUAUCGAGUAUUUUUGGACGUUAGGAACGCUCUACUCCAAUGGCUUAGCCGCUUUGGUCAUCGAGUCCUGCGGAUGGAGGAUAUACCUGCUCUUGAGUGCACUUCCCAUUUUCCUUGCUUGUAUCGGCUACUUCUUCUUGGAGGAGAGUCCCAUGUGGCUUCUUGAUCGAGGCUAUGAUUAUGAAGCCUGGCAAGUGCUGCAAAGGAUUGGUCACAUCAAUCGCAAGGACUUGAGUGGUAUGGCUUUGGUGUCCUACGCCAGAGAGGCGGAUCCUUCAUGCAAAGAACUGCUCGUUCCCUCGCUGCGGCGGAGUUUGGUCUCUUUGGGCAUUAUUUGGUGGUUGGGACUCUUCGGCUAUUACGGUGCGUCCUUGGGAAGUGGCCUGAUAUUCGAAACAUCAGGCUCCUUCGACUAUGGCGAGAUCAUUUUCGCGAGCCUCGGGGAGAUUUUGGGCGUCACCAUGGGCAUGUGCAUGUCCUGGCAGAUUCCGGUGACUGUGCUACAGCCCUGGUACUACCUGGUCAGCACUCUAGCCUGUAUUGCUGUCCUUGUAGCACAUGCUCUCAAAGGCUCCGCCCUGCUUCUUGGGGUCUUUGCCUUCAUUUUGCGAGCGGCCAGCAUGGGUGCCAUCUCAAUCACCUGGGUGCUCACACCGACGGCUUUCCCAACACACGUGCGCUCCACGGCCCAUAGCAUUUUGUAUGCUGCAGGAUCCUUAGGACCUGUUUGCGCGACACUCUGGCCAAAGAAUACACAGCUGGCUGUGAUCAUGGGAAGCUACGGUGCGGCAAACCUGGUUUGUGCCAUUGUCAGCCAGUGGCAGCGCAAAGGGCUGGCAGAGCGCGGAGCCUUCGAUUCCCUCAUCUCAGACCUCCAUGCCUCCAACUUGGAACGCCGCGCGCGCUCCUCCAUCACCCGCGACAGCCGUGCGUCACGGCCCACCUGGGCCAGCCGCCCCAGUUGGAUGAGCCGCCCCAGUUGGUCAGAGCGCAGCGGAUCGCAGCUGCUCCGCGAGUGA